This is a messenger RNA of Trematomus bernacchii (emerald rockcod), 2737 nucleotides long. It is a transcript of the gene apeh1, whose product is annotated as acylaminoacyl-peptide hydrolase. Gene Ontology annotation, biological process: proteolysis. NCBI's taxonomy places the organism in Eukaryota, Metazoa, Chordata, Actinopteri, Perciformes, Nototheniidae. The coding region runs from base 84 to 2282 and encodes 732 amino acids. The transcript is spliced from 23 exons. The record is from RefSeq and is a predicted model, not a curated record. Gene Ontology annotation, molecular function: serine-type endopeptidase activity.
CAGAGUUAGAGGUAGAAAAAGAGUAGAGUGAAAGUACCGCUUUGUACUCCAGCAGACUAGUAGCGAUACACACCGUCGUUGUCAUGAACUCACAGGUGGUGACCAACCCAGAGGACAUUGCCAGGCUCUACAGAGAGCUCAGCCUCUUCCCUUCUUUGAGCAGAGCAGACGUAGGACCUGUGGUCACCUCUCAGUAUGGAGGCAAAUACAGCAACAUCUACACAGAAUGGAGCCAACGUGACCUGGACAGGAAUGAAAAUGUAAAUGUUUGCAGACAGUACAUCGUAUUUCAUGAUGACAAGUCGGUGGUGUACUCUGGAGCCUCAGGAAACUGCACUGAGAUCAAAGGAGAGCUGCAGAGCAAGGAUUCCCCCUCAGGUGACAUGAAGGCUGUGGUCAGAGAGUGCACAAUCAAAGGAGAGGACAAACAGUUUCUGGAGAUCUGGAGUAAAAACAUAAAGAUGAAAAGCAUAAAUCUAACAGCCUUAAAAAAACAUGGCAAAGUCUAUGAAGAUGACCAGUUUGGCUGCUUGGUGUGGUCCCACUCUGAGACACAUCUCUUGUAUGUGGCAGAAAGGAAGAGACCUAAGGCAAAAUCCUUCUUCCAGAGUGAGUCACCAAAGUUGUCUUCUAUUGGGGAGGAGGAGGAGGAGGAGACCGUGAGAAGGGAGGAAAAGGAGACUGUGAAAGGAGAGCAGUUUGUCUUCCAUGAGGACUGGGGAGAGGGGCUGGUUGGUAAAAGCUGUCCAGUGCUUUGUGUUUUGGACAUCGAGGGUGACAACGUCUCUGUGUUAGAGGACGUACCUGACAAUAUCUCACCUGGACAGGCAUUUUGGGCUCCAGGUGACACAGGCGUGGUGUUUGUUGGUUGGUUGCAUGAGCCUUUCAGACUUGGCCUCAAGUUCUGCCCCAACAGGAGUUCGUCUUUGUACUAUGUGGAUCUUGCUGGUGGGAAAUGUGAGGAGCUAACAUCAGGCACCAGUGCAGUGAGCUCCCCCAGGCUGAGCCCAGACCAGUGUCGGAUUGUCUACCUGGAAUGUGCUGUCUUUGGCCCGCACAUGCAGUGCAGCAGGCUCUGCAUGUUUGACUGGUACACUAAGAAGACCUCCGUGGUGGUGGAUGUGGUGAAUAGACCUGGAGAAGAUGGCUUUACUGGCAUCUACAGCUCUCAGUUGUCCCGUCAGUGCUGGUCAGCUGACAGUCAGCGUGUCAUUAUUUCCUGCCCUCAGCGCAGCCGCAAGGAUCUGUUGAUGGUGGAUACAAGCACAGGAAGCGUCACCUCUCUGACUUCAAAGUCUGACGUUGGUAGCUGGUGUCUGCUGAACAUAGAGAGAGAUCUGAUGGUGGUCAGCUGCUCCUCUCCAAACUGCCCUCCACGUCUGAGGGUAGGUUUCCUCCCACCCAGAGAUUCUCAGGAGGAAGUGGUCUGGGAUACUUUGGAAGACUCUCAGAUGUUGCCAGAAAUUGAUUGGCAGAUCUUGACUUUCACCCCACCACCAGAGCAAGACAACAGUCAAUACCCCGGCCUUGAUUUUGAAGCUUUGCUGAUCAAACCAAAGGAAGUGAAAGAUGGAGUGAAGCUGCCUCUCAUCGUGACUCCUCAUGGGGGUCCUCACUCAGUGUUUGUAGCCGACUGGUUCCUCUACUCGUCUGUGCUGUGCAGGAUGGGCUUUGCUGUAUUAAUGGUCAACUAUCGAGGCUCUACUGGGUACGGCCAGGACAAUAUCCUCUCAUUACCUGGCAACGUUGGCACCCAGGACGUCAAGGAUGUUCAAUUUGCUGUGGAAAGUGUCCUGAAAGGUGAUGAAUUCGACAUGCAGAAGGUGGCAGUUUCUGGGGGCUCCCAUGGGGGUUUCCUGGCCUGUCAUCUGAUUGGCCAGUACCCAGGGUUCUACAAGGCAUGUGUGUCUCGCAACCCUGUCACCAAUCUGGCCUCUAUGAUCGGCAGCACAGACAUCCCAGACUGGUGCAUGGUUGAGGCUGGCUUUGACUACACUACAGACUGUCUACCUGACCCUGCUGUGUGGGAACAAAUGCUGAACAAAUCCCCCAUUAGAUACGUCGCACAGGUGCAAACACCAGUAUUGCUUACCUUAGGGGAAGAUGACAAGCGUGUACCCAGCAAGCAAGGAAUUGAAUAUUACAGAGCUCUGCAAGCAAAGAAAGUCCCAGUCCGGUUACUGUGGUACCCAGGAAACAAUCACUCUCUCUCCAAGGUUGAUGCUGAGUCCGAUGGCUUUAUGAACAUCGCCUUGUGGAUAAUUCAACACUUGUGGAAGUGAUGGUACACACUACUGUAAAUGUAUGCAUGGUGGUGUGCCAAGGAUCUUGCUACCAGGAAAAGAGAGCAGGAGACUAUGGUGUGCAAUGGGUGUUCUGCUCACUCUUCCGGGACCAUGUGAGGUCCAAUCCAAAGCCAAAGCAUUGAAUGUCCUCUCCAACCUGAACACAGUUUGUAUAACUGUCCUUUACUUCUAUCUAAUCUACUGUAUCUGUGGCUAUGGUAACUGCCACUGCUUCUUCCAAUGUUUGUAAAAAUAAUAUUUUAACACACUACUUGAAUAGAAGUUGUUUUUUUUCAUACAAUUUUGCCUUUGCAAUCUUUAAACACACUGAGAAAAUAAAGACAUUUUCAGUGUGUUGCUUGUAACAAAUGAACAUUCAUUUUCUCUGCUAUACUUUUAGAUGUUAUGAUUUACAUAGAUGUACAUUUAAUAAAAUGAUUGUCAAAAUGCUA